UCCCGUCUGGUCAAUAGCGCGCGGCGCAUGCGCGGUAACGCAUCACGCCCCCACCGCCUCCCCCCGGCCCGUCUCCCUCCGCCCUAUAUAAGGCGCGCGCGGCGGGGUCCCGGCUCCGCAGUGCGCGUGGGCGGCGCGGCGGCUCCGCGCGCCUCCGGGACCCCCCUCCCCUCCCCCGGCUCCGCCGCCGCCAUGAGCUCGGGGACCCCCUACAUCGGCAGCAAGAUCAGCCUGAUCUCCAAGGCGCAGAUCCGCUAUGAGGGCAUCCUCUACACCAUCGACACCGAGAACUCCACCGUGGCGCUGGCCAAGGUGCGAUCCUUCGGGACCGAGGACCGGCCCACGGACAGACCGGCUCCUCCCAGAGAAGAAAUCUAUGAGUAUAUUAUUUUUCGAGGAAGUGACAUCAAAGACAUCACUGUCUGUGAACCUCCAAAAGCUCAGCAUACUCUGCCACAAGAUCCCGCCAUUGUCCAAUCUUCACUGGGCUCUGCCUCUACAUCAUCCUUUCAGCCACAUGUGCCUUACAGCCCGUUUAGAGGUAUGCCACCUUACAGCCAGCUUGCUGCCAGCUCUUUGCUUAGCCAGCAGUAUGCAGCUUCAUUAGGUUUAGAGAAAUUGGUAAGCCCUCCAGCAUCAGCAGCUGCUUCCAGCCCUAGUUCUUCUCCGUCUCCACAACCUGUUUCAGAGCCUGACAUGUCUUCAGAGCCCCAUCAGCUCUCUUCCAAGGGUGCUGGCUUUCCUUCUGUUCACCCAGUCCGCAAAAGCCCCAUGGUAGAGCAGGCUGUCCAGACUGGCCCAGUUGACAGCGUGAACUCCCAAAAGCUGCCCCCAGUGAAGGUGACUCCGGGGAUCCCGCGCAGCGCCCGGCAGGUCCCGCAGGCCAACAGCAAAGCGAGCGUAGAUACAGUUCAGGCAGCACCUGUGCAAACCCAAGGACAGGUGAAUGAUGAAAACAGAAGACCUCAAAGGAGAAGAUCGGGAAACAGGAGAACCAGAAACCGUUCUAGAGGACAAAACAGACCAACUACUGUGAAGGAAAAUACAAUAAAGUUUGAAGGUGACUUUGACUUUGAAAGUGCAAAUGCACAAUUCAACAGAGAAGAGCUUGAUAAAGAAUUCAAGAAGAAACUAAACUUUAGAGAUGACAAAGCAGAGACGGGGGAAGAAAAAGGGGACCCUGGAGUGGCAACCCAAAACAAUGAUGGUAAUGCAGAGGAGGACCUGCUGGGCCCCAACUGCUAUUAUGAUAAAUCCAAGUCUUUCUUUGACAACAUUUCUUCAGAACUGAAAUCUAGUUCCAGGCGCACCACGUGGGCUGAGGAAAGGAAGCUCAACACAGAGACGUUCGGGGUGUCCGGACGGUUCCUUCGUGGCCGCAGCUUUCGAGGUGGAUUUCGAGGUGGAAGGGGGAGUGGAGCAGCAAGGAGAAACCAAACCACUCACAGAGCUGGUACUGGCAGAGUGUAACUUCAGAGGUUCAAACAUCUCUCCUGAGAAGAUGAAACUGUAUAUAAAAAGAAAACAACCAACUGCUGCACUAACGUGGGAAAAUGGUUCAUAUUGUUUACUGUCUCAGCUCAAGUGACAGAAUUUCAUGUACUACUGCUUAUAUUUUGGACUUACUUUGGACCAGCCACUGUCUGCUGGAAUAUUUUUUGGAAGAGGGAAUGUGUUCAGGGGUACCUUCUUCAGGGUGUCUUUUCUUUUUGUUUGUGUUUUUCAAGUGCAGACUAACUUACACGGUUCUUCUUUCUGGGUCUCUCAAGGCUGCUAUAGUCUAAGCUCAAAGUCAGACUCCUUUUCUGAACCCUGGAGAAGAGAAAUCAUGCUGUUGUAACACGGAACCAAAGCUCACUUGAAAUAAACCAGCUAUAAUUUGUUUGUUCUGAGUAACCAAAUGGAUCCUUUGGUGCUGCUGGUCUCUCACGGAUCUUGGCAGCAGGUGUGAAGUAGCACUUGGUAUCUGGAGAAAUGGAUUCCUGGUGCUGAGGAGUUGUGUAUAUUGUCACUUGGGAAUACUGGAGUGUUGAUCAUGUAGUAGUGUUUCUGACUGUACAGCUGUUUGUGGGCUGCUGCUGGGCUGGAGGUACCACAGGACCGUGGCUCUGCCUUGAGCUGAAGGGUGCUGGGACUGCCUGGGGCUUGGAGCUCCUGGCCGGAGCGUGGGGACACCAUGUGGGAUGGGAGCAGUGACUGUCCCCACUCACGUGCAGAGUUUUUGGCAGUAGUGACUGUCUGGGAAGGAGACCUGAAGCUCUGACUUGUUUGCCUCGGUUUGUACCUCGCUGGAGGCAGCACCAAAUGCAAACAGUUCUCUGUACUCUGUAGACUGUGGUGGAACUCUUUGGAAUGUUUUCAUUCAACUAGGGAUGGGAGACCAUAUAAUGAAGCUUAACAGAUGGGCAUGUUUAAUUUCUUUCCUCUAUACCCCCAUACUGUAAAUAGUUUAGUUGUUUUUCUUUUGUUUUUAAAAAUCUGUAUGUGGGGAGAGGGCUGGGAGGGAGGGUUACCUUUGUUUGCAUGAAAUAAGUGGGUUAAAUUGCUAUAGGCAUGUGUCCUGUUUUUGGUUGGUAGGGAAUUUUGUUGAAAAAGCACCUUGAUGACUGAACCCCUUACAUAGCUCAAGUUUUUUUAGUUAUGCAUUGACCUAGGUUACUGUAAAAGCUUGGAUUUAUUUUUGUAGGACUUUAUUGCUGAGAAUUAGAACAUAGCAGUGGGGCUGCUCUUUGGAGUAAUGUAAAUUGUAAUUAUAAUAAACAUGUAAAUGUUUAA
Messenger RNA from Motacilla alba alba, 2775 nucleotides. RefSeq names its product LSM family member 14B (gene LSM14B). NCBI's taxonomy places the organism in Eukaryota, Metazoa, Chordata, Aves, Passeriformes, Motacillidae. The record is from RefSeq and is a predicted model, not a curated record. The transcript has 10 exons. Gene Ontology annotation, molecular function: mRNA binding. The coding region runs from base 28 to 1470 and encodes 480 amino acids.